GCAAGAUCCCAUCUGGUCCACAGAGUUUUUCACAGUCAUUUGGCGGCACAAUGAGAAAGAAAGAUCAGUUUGGUACACCUUCCUAUCCAUCUCCACUAGACAGGAUAAGGACAGGCAAAAGAGAGAGGGCAGCACAGUUUGGUUUGAGUUCAUCAUUUAAUACAUCACUUGACAUAAACCAGACCUUCCCACUUACUGAGCUACCAGCUUCUAAAUCAGAUCUUAGUUCCAAUGAACCUAUUACAGGAUGUACCUUAGAAAAGUUCAAAGGGGAUGAACUGAAUUCUCUCAGCUUUACUGGGGGACUAUGCAAGGGGUCCUUUGCUCCCACCCCUACCCCACCACCACCACUUAACAUGUCCCUUGGUAGAUCAUGGUCAUUUUAUAACUUUGUUGGUGGAGCCCAGACAGGUAUGGUCCUCCCUACUACAGUAAGGAAUCCAAACAAGGCAAUGCUGACCAUAGAAGCACGUAGUACCAAGAUUUUAGUUGCAAGUAAGAUGGCAGGAGAACUAUUUGGAUAUGACCCUCAAGAGCUGGUUGGGAAGAAAAUGACUGAUCUUCUCUCGCUUCCUGAUAGAGACAGACCUCAUGCUCUCAUGGAAGAACAUCUAGAAUCUACUGGACAAGUGGUUAUGGUCUCAGGACAUGUGUUUGACAUCAUGGACUCCAAUGGUCUAGUCAUUCCUGUCUCUCUCUGGAUGAAAAAACUAACAGACGAAGAGAAUCCAAAAUGUCUGGUUGUCAUGGAACCAGUUGAAAGGACAUCUGGCAAAAUUGUCUUUGAUGUCACAGGAGCCAUUGUAAGAGCAAGCCAUGAGAUUGUAUACCUGCAUGGUUUUACAUCAGAAAAUGAAGUUAUAGGAAUGAGUGUUAAACAGCUCAUGCCUCAUCUGAAUCUACCAUCUAUCAAUGGAAAUAUUGAUACUUCUGUGAAGAAACAACAGGUGACUGGCAGAACGAAAGAUGGUUCUUCAUUUCCUGCAAGUGUUCACAUCAGAUCUGUUAAACCUCAAGAACUACUUUCAUCACUCAACGAUACAGGACAAGCCUCGAAUAUUUCUACAUCUAAUUUUUCUACUGCUAAUAAUGCUGACACUCUUGAUAUGUUAUCGACUGCCGGCUCAUCGGCGGAUUAUGAACUCUGUCCUCCAAAUGAAAACCAAGAUGGUGCUGUUAGCCUUGGAGACCAGCUGUUUUGUGCAAGUGUUUGGGUCUUUGCUAAUAUCAGUGGUAUGCUAAGCAUUCUACCCGAUGGUACCAUCCAUAGUAUCAACUCAACAUUCUCAAUUAUGCUCUUUGGUCAUGUACAUGAUGAUCUUAUAGGCAAGCACAUCACCACCAUUGUUCCUGACUUCUAUGAGAAUCUUGACAUGCUUGAUGAUAGUUCCAUGCCUCUCCCACCCCUUGAUGAUGAUAGCAUUGAAGAGGAUUCUGAAGAGGAGUCUUUCAACUUUCCUACCAGCAGACCGGCUUCAAGGGCACCAGACCAUUCCUUAGCCAAGCAGGAAAUCCUCCAUGAUGGCAGCAGUGAUGUUGCCAUUCAUGAUGCUGUAAGGUCUCUAGCAAGUAGAGCAGAAAGGCCUGAUACUGCAGAUCUGAUUGAAGCAGCCAAUGAGAUCGCUUCAGGAUUGGAAACUCCAGACUAUCUACUUCGUCCAGAGAGCACCACCACCGAUGAACUCUUGCAAUCCUCAGCGGGAAGAACAGACAUACCAUCUGAUCUCCUUAAUGUCCCAUCCAUUGAACCUAUCAGUCAUGAUGAGAGCAAAGAAGUCAUGAUUGGUAAUGCCAACACUGUGGGAAUGGAGGAUUCCCUGAUGUCCCAGAGGUCUACAGUCAUUGAUGGUGGGAAGCUUCCGGAAGAAGGGUCUUCCAAUCUCCUUGGACUACCGCUCUCCUGUCGGCAUAUGAGCACUGAAGUUCAAAUUGGCAAUGAGAGCGAACUAGGAAGGGUCAGUGAGUUAGGAUUUGAUUCCAACUCUUGCAGAUCCAAUACAGACUUGAUUGAAAGUAGGAGUAGUAGUAGUAGUGCAGGAGGUAUCCAGAGAGAGAUUGUUGAGGUUGAACAGAUUUCCAUGGAUGCACACAUGGAUGAAGGAAAACUGAGCGAGAGCACAAGUAGCAUCAGGAGUGUGAAGGAGGAAGUCGCCCGAUUAGAAAGACUUUCUUUAGGCGGUGAUGGAGACAGUUCAGCUAGAUCCCCAAGGACUGAGAUUAACUUGACAAAGAAUGAUUCUGGUAAAAAUAACAAAGUGGAUAAUGAGAAACAAGAAAAACUUGCUGGAGUGAUGCUUGUAAAUGAAGAUGGAAAUCAAGGAGAAUCAAUGAAAGAUAGAAUCCAGCUGGAUCUGAAUUCUGUUGAUAGUGAAGAGAAUGAAGUAGUAACUGCAAGAAAGGUCACUCAGAACACUGAGGUGGAGAGGUCUUGUAAGGAUAAGACAGGAGAAAGCAAUGACAAUGUUAGGCAGACUUGUUGGACAGAGGACAUUCAAGCUUCUGAACAAUCCAGGGUUUCUCCGGCGGCUCUAGAAGCCAAUAACAAUAUCCCUGUUGAUAAAGCAAGUGAUAUGGUUCUUCAAGGUAAGAGCGAUGACUCAACGGUGAAGAGUUCUGACAUUACACCUGAGAUUGAUGAUGGAGUGCAUUCUGGUAAGGUUUUAUAUACAUCAACCCCAGCAGCCAAUAGGAAGGUUGGUAAACAGUUCUCUUUGUUAUCAUCGGGACCUUUACCAGAAGGAGGAUUUGUUGGUUUGGCAAAGCAUCGGGAUGGCAACCUGCUUGGCAUCUUGUUCCAAGUAAAGAGGGUAGACUUAGAUGAUGGAGAGACACUAUAUUGUAUCUGGAUGUCACGUGACCCAGCGGAACCUACAGACUUUGGUCACAUGACUUCAAGUAUGGCCAAUCCAUCAAGUAUUGACAGUACCUUCAACCAAUCAAACCACACACAGAGCAUGGCAGAGAUCGUAGCAAACAAUGGUGCUCAGAACGUGAACCUUGACUCAUCACUCUCUAUGGAACAAGAUGAUCAGAGAUUAGGUUUAGGCGAGUACCAGAGACUCUACAAGACCCUCCAAUCCAUAGGCAAGGGGGCAUUCGGUUUUGUUAAGAUGGCUAUGAGUAUAACUGAUAAUAAAAUGGUUGUCGUAAAGUUCAUCCGCAGAGCGAAGGUAUUAAAGGAGAACUGGGUUGAUGAUGCCAAGCUUGGCUGUAUUCCUCUUGAAGUAGCAUUUCUCACUAAAUUGGAGCAUCCAAAUAUUGUCAAGGCUUUGGACAGCUUUCAAAACGAUGAAUUCUUUCAGCUUGUAAUGGAGAAACAUGGGUCUGGAAUUGAUCUCUUUGAAUUCAUUGAUCGUCAACCAAAUUUUGACGAGGCUCUUGCUAGCUAUAUGUUUAGACAGGUUGUAGCCGCAGUGAAGUACCUACAUGAGAGGAAUAUUGUCCAUCGGGAUAUCAAAGACGAAAACGUGAUUCUUGACGAGAAGUUCCAGGUUAAACUCAUUGAUUUUGGUUCAGCCGCGUAUAUGCAGAAAGGCAAGAAAUUUUCCACGUUCUGUGGAACGCUGGAGUACUGCUCACCAGAAGUCCUUCUUGGUAAUAGGUAUGAAGGUCCACAGCUGGAGCUUUGGUCUCUUGGUGUAAUGCUGUAUACAUUAGUGUUUGGUGAGAAUCCAUUUUAUGAUGUAGAAGAAACCAUUGAAGCUAUUCUCAAGCCACCUUUUGCUGUCUCCACCGCCCUGAUGCAGCUUAUCUCUUGGCUUCUUCAUCCCGAGCCAGAGUUUAGAUGUAACCUUGCACAGCUCCAUUCCAGUGCAUGGCUUCAACAACCUAUUGAUAUUAACAUCUACAAAUGGAAUGAAGUCAUGCCACCUGAAGGACCCCGGGAUGAUGAUGAUGGCCCAGACUUUCCCAAUGUGAUUGAAGACUCUGGUAACAUCUUGGAAGACUCUGGAGGAUCGGCUGAAGCAGACCAACUUAGAAGAGAGUUUGAGAAAUGUCUUGCCCUUGAUGAAGAUUACCAGGAUGGGGUUAGAUUAAGAGGAUUUAAUGCAAGUAUAUGAGUCUUUGAUAUGAUAUUGUACAACCUGAAUGAGAAUGGUAUCCUUAUUUCUAGAGAUUUCAACGACUGCUUGCAUUUAUUAUAACAUAUAUCAUUCAUUACCUCUAGCACCAUCAUAUUUCAGUGUUGGCUUGUUGCCUUUCUUACGUUUAGAAAUUCCAAUAAAUAUUGAAUUAUUGAGUUUAUUCAAUUUAUAUUGUUACAUGACAGGAGUCAAGUCAGUCAACAUACAAAGUGUGUGUGAUGAAUGAGUUUGUUGUUAGAAAUGUUUCACAAAUUACAUUUUGAAGUGUGAACUGAAAUUCUGGUAUUUAUUUAUUUAUUUAUUUAUUGCCUUACAAUAGAUAUAACACAUGUACAUUUAAUUUAAAUGUUGUAUGAAAGUUGCAGAUGGUCCAGAACUGUAUUUUUUUCUCAAUUUUAUGAUUUAUGAACUUUUUACCACGACAGGAUAAGAUUGUGAGUAUACUGAUAAUUUCCAUUCACUACAUGUAUGAGACCAAAGUAUCUCUUGAACUCAUCACCUUGAAAAUAUAUUCAUUCAUAUCAGUAUGUGAAUUUAAUACGUCAGCUGUUAGAAUGCAAUUUAAACUUGUCUUAACUCCAUCAAGUUUGUAAGUGCAGAGUGGAAAAUGGUGGUAAUUACAUAUGCUCUGUAAAUUAGGACAACAUUUUUUUUCUUGGUAUUUGCCUUAUUUAAAUCAGGUGAAAUUUGUGAAUUUGCCAAUGCACUCUUGUUUGUCAUAUCAGAAACUUGUAUACAUAAAGACAUAUGUCACAGUAUAUUGUGGAUUAUUAUUUAGAUGUAAGGUUUUUAGAGGUGCAGAUAUUUUUUGACGUCUGACGAGGUUGUUUCAAAGAGACAAAAUAUUAAAACUGAUUUUAAAGUGCAUGCCUAAGAAAACCAUCCAAUAUUGAAAAUAUUGGACGAAAUGAAUAUUUUGCCCCGCCCGCAAGAUAAUCAUUGGUCAAUAAAUGAUGCAUGAUGCUAUUGUUACGUCACAAAGAAAUUGCAUUGCGUAUUAGUUGUCAGGAGGUGUGGUAAAGGAGCGUCAAUUCAUUGAAUUCAAAUUCGCUUGCACUAUAAUACGCUAGCGCAUCUUUCUUUAUCUCAGCUCAUUACAGAGAUUUCUUUUUAAAAAAUGACAAUACUCAGAUGCCAUGCAUGCUCAUGAUUUACAGGAUUGCCAUAAAUGCUCGUUACUAAAACAAUUUUUUUUGCUUCAUUACUUCUAGCUUUUUGGGGGUAUCUAAAUAAUAAUAAUAAUAUUGGAUGACCAAUUUUCGUGGGAUGCGUAGAAAUAUUGUUACUCGCUGAAGAACAAUAUUUCUUUGCAUCCCACUCAAGGCCAUCCAAUAUUCCCUGAAUAUUGUUCAUGAUGUAAUAAUAUUGAAAAUUUGCUUGAGUCAUGUUGAAAAACAUUACAUUUCAUACUUUUGUGUGUGUGGACAACUGUACAGCACUUUAUCUUCAUUUCACGGCUUCAAUUGAAUUCUAAAUUUGAUUACACACAUUCACAAAUUCAUAUCUCUCAUUUUUUCUUGUCCAAAUCCAAUAAUGUUUUGCUUGUCUCCAUUCUCUCUUGCAUCUUAUGUUAUACCUGUCAGUAUAUUUGCAGUUCCAUUACAAGGUUUAACUGACUUGCCUUCAAACUCCAAAUUAUUUGUUGCUAUUUUUUUUUAACUUGUUUGUUGUAGUGAUAUCAGGGUUGGUUUUUUGUGUGUGUGUAAAUCGAGCCUGCAAAUAAGUGAAUUGAUUUUCAUGCAUUUGAACAGAAUCAUCUGUUUAUCCCAAAUUAUGGUUUAAGGGUUCUUUUUUUAAUAGUUAUCAUUAAUAUGCAUUAUGAAGUUGAUAUGAAAUAAAUAAGUGCCAUCUACAGGAUUUUUUGUUUCUUGAGAGGAAUUAAUUUAUUCAAAAAGAUAGAACCUUGUCUGAUUGGACAAUGCAGGAAAAUGCCAAAUUUGAUUUAUUGCAGAAAGAGAAUAUGACUAUUGUACAGCAAUAAGAUGAAUAACUUAGCAAUAGGUGAUGGGCUUUUGAAAGUGAAUUUUCCUGAAUCUCAUAGUAUAUAUACAGAAUGUAGAAAAUAAACAGAAUUUAAAUUGAAGCUGUCUUGAUAACACUUGAAUGAUAAUUGUUUUUAUAUUGCACCUUAUUCACUGUUUGUUGUGAGUGUGUGGAUUAUCAUAUAUGGCUGUCUUAAUAGAUUGCAAAUAUUCUUUGAUUCCUAAAAAGGAAUAAAAAUGUUAGUUUGUAAAUGUAGUACAGAUAUGUACCCUGUGUAUGAAGCUUGCCUGAAUAAAAUCUGAUGGAUCUACUGAUUCGCGUUGAACUCACAAACUACAUGAAGUCCUGCAAAAGGCAUUGGGGCCCGUAAAGGAGUUAGCAAUUCAUUUUUAUUUUAUUUGUAUGUUUGUUUGCACAUCAUGAUUAAGCCUGCAAAUAUUUUUGUGAUUACAAGAGGGGAUUGGUCAAUACUACAUGUAUUGAUUGCAAAGAUUGACCUGUUUGACUGGAAUAUUUAACAUAUCGUGAAUUUAACACUAUAUUUAAAAUUGUGUUCUCUGUUUACAAGGAAAAAUGUUGACCUAAUGCAAUAAGAAUCCAUAUCUCCUUUCCUUUUCAUUCCUUUUUUUUUAUACAAAAGUUUACUCUUACUUCAACGUGUUAUCUGUUUACAUAUAUUUAUGAAUGGCCAUUCCAGAUGUCACCAAAUGUUAAUUGUGAUGUAUAUGUAUAUUGGAAUGGCACUUGCUAGGAAGAAAAGCUUGUCAAAAGUUGUUUUAUAUUAAAUCUAAUAUAAGGAGCCAUGGUUUCACAAUUAUGAUGUGUAAAAUCAUAAGUGCCUAGUGAAGCAUAGUGUGUUUUAUCAUCUGUCAUGUAGCUGGUUCUACUGAAAAUGUUUGUAUUUUGUACUUAAGUGCAUCUUUUAAAGUGAUGUGCCGUGCGGGUAUUUGGUUGAGGGUAAUGGCAAUACAUAUGAAAAAUUGAUCUGUAUAUUGUUGUAUUAUGCACAUAACUUUUUAAGACAUCACUUUGUCUUAAAAUCCUGAACAAUAUAUUUUUGUUCACAAGUGAAAUGGAUGUAGCGAUUAUACUAUUCCAACCGCACAGAUCUUUCACUUUCAUCCGUAUUGGAAGAUAAUAUAUCAGAAUGUUUUUCAUUAUAGAGACAAAAAUUAAUUUAAUACAAUAUGCUUUGUUAUUCAAUGGAAUGCAUAUUGAACAAACAAGCUUAUUGUUGCAUUUUAUAAGAAUUGAUCAGAUAGAAAUAUCAAUGCCAAAGUAAAUGCAGAGAAAACAAUAUAUUAUUGACUGAAUAGUAAGGAACACCAAAAUACCUAAUCGGUUGUGCAUGAAUGCAUGUAUGACCAAAUAUACCACCAGGUACCAAUUAUCUUUAAAGGUCAAGUCCAUCCCAUAAAAAGUUGAGUUGGAUAAAUAGAGAAAAAAUCAAACAUGAAUAACGCUGAAAACUUCAUCAAAAUUGGAUGUGAAAUAAGAAAGUUAUGACAUUUUAAAGUUUCGCUUAUUUUUCACAAAACAGUUCUAUGGUCAACUCAGUGAUAUGCAAAUGACAGAGUCGAUGAUGUCACUCACUCACUAUUUCUUUUGUUUUUAGCUCAUCCAGCCCGAAGGGCCAGAUGAGCUUUUGCCGUGGCGUCCGUGGUCUGUCCACAAUUUCAAAAUGCUUCUUCUUCGCCAUUUCAAGUCUGAUUUCAAUUCUGUUUGCUUUAUAUGAUAGCACUAGGUGGGGGAUUCAAAACUUCUAUACAGAAUUUUGAAACUCAUUUAAUAUGCUAAUUUAUGCGCAUUUUUCAAAAUUAAAAAAAAAUGCUUCUUUAUUUACAGACCGAUUUUGAAUUUUUUGCUUCUACACAGAAUUUUGAAAUUUUGACUAGAACAAAUUUUAUGCUAAUUUAUGCGAAAUGAAUUAUGCAUAUUUUUAAAAAUUCACAUAAAAUGCUUUUUCUUCUUUAUUUGUUGACCGAUUUUUUUUUUUUCUUCCAUCUGGUUGAGCUUCAUGAGGUUCACCAAACUCCACACAGAAUUUUUAAAUUUGGAGUAGAAAAUUAUUUAUGCUAAUUUAUGCAAAAUUCAUAAAUCACAGAAAAUGCCUCUUUAUUUGUUGACUGAAUUUCAAAAUGCUUCUUCUUCGUCAUUUCAAGUCUGAUUUCAAUUCUGUUUGCUUUAUAUGAUAGCAUUAGGUGGGGGAUUCAAAACUUCUACACAGAAUUUUGAAACUCAUUAGAUAUGCUAAUUUAUGCAUAUUUUUGAAAAUUCACAUAAAGUGCUUCUUUAAUUGUUGACCGGUUUUGAUUUUUUUUUCUUCCAUCUGGUAGAACUUAAUGAGGUUCACCAAACUUCUACACAGAAUUUUGAAAUUUUCAGUAGAAAAUUAUUUAUGCUAAUUUUGCGAAAUGUAUUCAUAAAUCACAGAAAAUGCCUCUUCUUUAUUUGUUGACCGAUUUUGAUUUUUUUUUUUCCUUCCAUCUGGUAGAGCUGCAUGAGGUUCACCAAACUUGUACACAAAAUUAUGUCUAGAAAAUUAUUUAUGCAAAGUUUAUUCAUAAAUCACAAAAAACAUUUUUUUCUUCUUCAUUUAUUGAUCAAUUUCAAUUUUGUUUGCUUUAUAUGAUAGCUCGAGGUGGAGAUACAAAAUUUCAACGCAGAUUUUUGAAACUCAUUAAAUAUGCUAAUUUAUUCAUAUAUUUUCAAAACUCACAAAAAAUGCUUAUUUAUUUGUUGAUUGAUUUUGAUUAUAUUUGUUCCAUCUGAGAGCUACAUGAGGUUCACCAAGGUUCUACACAGAGUUUAGAAAUUUUGAUUAGAAAAUUAUUUAUGCUUAAUUUAUAUGAAAUUUAUUCAUAGAUCACAAAAAAUGCUUCUAUGUCAUUUCUUCAUCAAUUUAAAUUCUAUAUCCUCAAUUUAUGUCACCAAUGUAAUUCACUACAGUUUCAACUGGGCUGAAAUUAAAAUUGUUAAAUUUUGUUGCGAGAUGCCGGAUGAGCUCCACAUCAUUGAUGUGCUAGUUUAUUGUUUGAAUUAUACAAUAUUUCAAUUUUUACAAAUUUGAUAAUUAUGACCCCCUUGCUUGAUCCACAAAAUGUUAAAAUAAUGGAAUUACAUGUGUUCAGGGAGGAAUGAAACUUUGUUUCACAUGACAAUGACGAGAGAAUCAAAAUAUUUCAUAUAAUAAAAUACAAAAGAAAUAGUAAGUGGGUGACGUCAUCGGUUCCCUCAUUUGCAUACAGACCAGGAUGUGCAUAUAACUGUUUUG
This is a messenger RNA of Lytechinus pictus (painted urchin), 9342 nucleotides long. RefSeq names its product PAS domain-containing serine/threonine-protein kinase-like. NCBI's taxonomy places the organism in Eukaryota, Metazoa, Echinodermata, Echinoidea, Temnopleuroida, Toxopneustidae. The transcript is spliced from 19 exons. The record is from RefSeq and is a predicted model, not a curated record. The coding region runs from base 51 to 4061 and encodes 1336 amino acids. Gene Ontology annotation, cellular component: nucleus; cytoplasm; cytosol. Gene Ontology annotation, molecular function: ATP binding; protein serine/threonine kinase activity. Gene Ontology annotation, biological process: intracellular signal transduction; protein phosphorylation; negative regulation of glycogen biosynthetic process.